Molecule: messenger RNA, 1958 nt
Organism: Durusdinium trenchii
Lineage: Eukaryota; Dinophyceae; Suessiales; Symbiodiniaceae
Source: the annotation of a GenBank genome assembly
AUGGGCUCGGCGGAUGUGUCCAUUGUCUUCGCUGAUGAGGAGUCCGGACACCGUUCACCCUUCAUGAGUGUUGACUCUGACCUGUUCAGUGAACCCUUCCCCUUCACCGUCCUCGCUGCGGCUAUUCGCGCUGUCCUCGCCUUGGUCAAAUCGGGCUUGGUCGCCCCCUGCCGUGGUUUCGCCCACCGAGCUGGCCAGGAGGGGGUCUCUCAGCCGCCUCCGACGCCCAAGUACCGACCGGGCGAGACGUGGGCCUCUGGCAGCAAGGCGCAGGACCCGUCCGGCGACACGAACGAGGACAAGUUGGAAUCCUUGUUGGCCGAGUACCAUGGAGAACUCAUGCAGAAGCUGAUGCUCCAAGAAUUGAUGCUGAAGCAGAUGCUCCCUGUGCUUCAGUACGGCCACCUCAGCUACGGCUACGAGAUCGAUCCGGAGCCACCCGGGCCUUCGAAAGACUCCAAAACCAAGGACUUUUCUGAGGGGCUUGGCCCGCUGCCAGAUCAGAAGAACAGCCGCCUCUCCCUCAUGAAGGCCAACACCGUGCCAGUGUCCUUCAAGGAGGAUGGCGAACAAUUGUUCAGCACUUUUCAUGCGGAGGACUUGAACCGUGUGGAGAUGGCAGCCAGCGUCGAUGGGCAACACAGCCGGCAACGCUAUGCCAGCAGGAUGUCAGAAGCUCGUGCGAGAGCUCAUCAGAUGUCCAAAACUACAGGUCAAAUGGCGAGACGGGUGGUGGAGAAUCCGUUCUUCGAUGCCUUCUUUGCUGUGGUGGUUCUCCUGAAUUCCGUCUUCAUCGGCUAUGAAGUGGAGGUAAGCCUCACCACCACCCAGCGGAACACCUUCAUGCAGGUCUGUCAGUAUAGCUUUACCUUCCUCUUCGCCGCGGAGCUCCAUUUCCGCAUCAUGGCCUUUGGCAAGGACUUCUUCUGCAACGAGGAUUGGAAUUGGGCCUUACUGGAUGUCUUCAUCGUGUUAAGCUCCUUCUGGGAGGUCAUCGUGGACAUUUCCAAGGCCAUGGGGGAGAGCAACAUCGAGACCAUCGCGGGCAUCAGCAGCCUCAAGGCCUUCCGCAUCAUCCGUAUCACCCGGGUGUUGAAGACGGUGCAGCUGGUCCGGAUCUUGCGCUUUGUGGUGGCGCUUCGCACCUUGGUGACCUCGAUUUUUCACACGCUGAAGAGCCUGGUCUGGGCCAUGGUCUUGCUGACCCUGAUUGUGUAUGUCUUCGCUGUCCUCUUCACACAGGCGGUGAAUGAUUUUGUGAAGGACAACAAGCACGUCAUGGAUCCGGACCAGUGGCAGGCAUUGGAGCUGGUGAGUGCCGAAUACUUCGGUUCACUGGGGACGACCAUGCUGAGUCUGUUCAUGAGCAUUGCUGGAGGAGUGAGCUGGGAGGAGGUCUUGGUACCGCUCCACAAGAUGAACACGAUUUGGAUUCUGAUCUUCCUGGUGUACAUUGCCUUCACAUAUUUUGCAGUUCUCAAUGUUGUCACUGCGGUUUUCUGCCAAACUGCCAUUGACAGUGCUCAAAAUGAUCACACCACCAUGAUGCACGCGAUUUUGGCGAACAAAGAGGCCCACCUUCAGAAGGUGAAGGAUUUGUUCAACCGCCUCGGUGCAGAGAAGAGCGGGGAAAUCACUUAUUUGAUGUUCGAAGAGAAGAUCAAUGCCCCGGAAGUCAGGGAAUAUUUCUCGUCCUUGGGUCUGGAUGUUUGGGAUGCUUGGUCCUUCUUCAAGAUGUUGGAUUUGGAUGAGAGCGGUGCGGUCGAUAUGGAGGAGUUUUUGAUGGGGUGCUUGCGUGUGCGCGGCAGUGCCAAAGCGAUCGACAUCAGCAAGUGCCUUGCCCUCGAGAUCCAAGACCAUUCCAUCCAACUGCUCUCAACCAGACGGUGCAAGUUUUCCAUGAUGGCCGAGGCAGUUGGAACACAAUAGGAAUCCAAGGUGUUUACAAACCUGCUCGC